Hemibagrus wyckioides is the source of this 2208-nucleotide messenger RNA. RefSeq names its product coiled-coil domain containing 166 (gene ccdc166). The coding region runs from base 253 to 984 and encodes 243 amino acids. Lineage: Eukaryota; Metazoa; Chordata; Actinopteri; Siluriformes; Bagridae. The transcript has 8 exons. The record is from RefSeq and is a predicted model, not a curated record.
GGCUAAACAGCCAAAGGAUGCUUCACUUCAGUGAAGCCCAGUUUAACCUCUCAAUGCCCAAAGAGUCGGAGAAAUACUGAACUCUGUGCCUGAUUCUUCAGAGAUAGAUCACUGGGGGUAAGAUCAGAUAAGAAGAAAAGCAAAGCGUCAGGGGGCUCGGAGAAGGAAAAAGACGUUGAAAGGGACGCAGAAAAAGAAGCACAGUUACACAGAGAGCAUGACACUCUGACCAAAACACUCGGCAAUCUCAAGAUGAGGGCAGAACAACUACAAAGAGAUAAUCAGGGUCUCCAGAAUGACGCCAACCAGAUACCCAUGGAGAGUCAAGAGCUCACAUCCUAUAUGUUGAAGCAAACACAGAAGCACCACAAUGAGAUUAAUCUGAGUGAUCAGAGUCAACAGAACCUGGAAGCACUCAAUAAACAGAGAGGGGAGAUGGUGGAGAAACACAAUGAGCAGGUCAAUGGCCUGAAGGAGGAGAUUUUGGAGAAGGAGAAUGAGUUGGCUCUGCAGAAUCUUGAAAUAGCUAAGCUUGGGGAUAAAAAGAGUCUGCAGCAACAGCAUUUGGAUCGUAUAACUGAGCUGGAGCAGGAGGUGAUAUCUGCACACUGUCAUCACUCUGAAUCUCUUAAUGCUAUAAAAGCUAACAACUUCAUUGAGAAGGAGCGCCACAAGGCUGCAUGUAAACACACAGUGUGGGAACUCACACUCAAAGCUAAAAAGGAAGCGUCAACCUCUCUGCUGUCUUACAUACAGAAGGUGCCUGAAGAGUACCAUCGUCUACAUGAGGAACUACAGCACCUUAUACAAAGAGCUCAAGCUUUGCGCAGCCACCAGCAGCUCCUGCAGAUGAAGCGCAGACAACUGCUGCUUGAGAAAGAGUAUGUGCAGGAGCUGCAGUGUCUGAGGACCUCCACAGCUCAAGUGGACUGCUUCCAACUGACAGAUCUUGGGAUACUGAAUAAUAAACCACACUUUGAUUAGUUUAUGUUAGUCUGAUGAAACAUAUUGUAUAUGUUGAUUAUUCUGUGAUUUUUAACCUAAUGGGGAAAGCAAAUGUAAACUUUUGUGGUUGCAUCUCAAAUGUCAAUGUAAUUACAGCAACUUUCAUUUAUUGACUGACUCUGCUUUAACUGCUUUAGUGUGUAAAUUGUGAUAUUUCUCAAAUUAUUUCAUAUUAAUAAGAAAGAUUUGAGUACUUCAGUGGUGUAAUCAUAAAUAGAACCCUGAAUACAUACAAACCAGUCAAUAUACCAUAUCCCAGCAUCUCUUCUCUAGAAUUUCUGAAAUCAAAAGCCCAACCUCUGAGUAGUUGUGUUAACAAGUAGGUAGGACACAGAGACAGGGCUGAUGUUAAUUAGGAAGGAUAAUCAUUUGGCCAGCUGCUUUUGAGAAAUGAUCAAAUCAUUUAAUUUAGCUCAACUUUCAGUCCAAGUUCAAGGAUCACACAUUUCAGAAUUAAGUGAGACACCCUACAUACCCCACAUGUGUAGCUCACCCUCUGAACAGAGCUUAAAUCUGGUAUUAAAUCCUCAUUCUGUAGAUAACUCAAAACAUGGUCAUCAGAUUUUUUGUCAGAAUGAAUCUUUCAUAAACCCUCAUUCAAAUGGUAAUCAAUAUGAUUUAUGUUUUAAUUAAUUAUUAUUUAACUUCAAUUUACCUGCAUACUCACAUCAUAGUCCACUUAUAGGAAAGAGUUACACUGAUUCCUCAGAAUGGAUUCUGGAUUGUUGCUCAGAUAAAUGAGUAUCAGUAUAACAUUUGUCGGGGUGUUUGUGGAUUGUGAAAAGGGUCUGGUCUCCUUUUAUAGAUCUCAUAUUUAUUCUUACACUGCAAAACUCUAUCCAUACAUCAGUCCUGGCUUAAUGAAGGAGGUAAAAACUCAGCACCACUGAUCAUCUCACCUGUAAUUGGGAGUGGAUAAAUGAACACAUCACAUAAAAAUGUAAAAUGAUGUUCCAAAAUAUUUUGUUCUGGUCUGAGUUAAGCGUUCAAAGUAAUGAUUGAUUCUUCUUCAUUUUUUAAAGAAGAUGCAUGUGCAGUACAUAUUGAAUAAUAGUAAACAAUCACAUUUCAAUAACAUAAAUCCGGAGUUCGUUAUUUAGCGCUUAAUAAGCAAUAUAUCCAUAUUUGUCUCAGAAAGUCAGAAUUUAAUUUUGUACUGGAUUUAUGCAUGUUUACAAUACUCUACAAUACAAAUAUAUGUAU